UAUACACACACCUGUACACCCACACACAUUCACACACACACACUCACACACACACGAAGAGCUGUGUCCCGCCAUGACGACCUUCGAUGACAUCCUGGAGGAAGCCGGCAAAUUCGGCCGGUGUCAGAAGCGCAUCUUCGCCCUGCUCUGCAUGGUGUCCAUGCCCUUCGCCGGGGUGUACGUGGGCAUCGUUUUUCAGGGCUUCACCCCCGAUCACUGGUGCCGAGACCCCAGCGUGAGCCGGGUCCGCGAGAGCUGCGGCUGGGGCCUGCAGGAAACCCGCGGCCUGAUGGCCCCGCUGGUCAACAGCUCCGCCGGGAUGGUGCUCAGCCAGUGUGAGGCGUACGACGUGGACUGGAACGCCACCGGCCUCGGCUGCAACGACCCAGACGCCAGUAUGAGUGAGGAGCAGCGAGGGGCGCUACCCAUAACCACCUGCAAGAGCGGCUGGGAGUACGACUACGAGGGCCGACAGUCCUUUGUCACAGAGUUUGACCUUGUGUGUGCAGAUGCCUGGCUGGCUGACAUGUACCAGGCUACACUUAACAUCGGGUUCUUAGUGGGCAGUAUUGCUACUGGAUACCUGGCUGACAGGUUUGGUAGAAAAUUGAGUUUCUUGAUGUCGAACCUUUUGAAUGGUAUCACGGGAAUUCUGGUAGCCAUAUCGCCCAAUUACGUCGUCCUGCUCGUGUUUCGAGCCUUCUACGGGUUCGCAGUGAAAGGAGGCUGGAUGGUCGGAUAUGUCCUGAUCACAGAGUUGGUCGGGGUGGAGUAUAGGAGAACCGUGGGAGUACUGUACCAGAUGUUCUUUAGCGUGGGUCUCCUGGUUUUGUCUCUAAUCGCAUACCUCAUCCCAGACUGGCGAUGGCUACAGGUGGCUAUUACGGCUCCGUACAUCUGUUUCUUGACCUAUUACUGGUUCAUUCCUGAGUCUCCACGAUGGCUCCUGUCUCAAAACAACUCCAGCGAAGCUGUGAAGAUCACAGAAGCCAUCGCAAAAGAGAACAAGAUGACACUCUCCAAGAACAUAGAGACACUUCAAGAUGAUAACAGUGAAAACACAACAGCCUCUUUCAUGGACUUGGUCAGAACUCCUAACAUGAGGAAACAAACCUUCAUCCUUAUGUUUAACUGGUUCACCAGUGCGGUAGUUUACCAGGGCCUCAUUAUGAGGCUAGGGAUCCUGGGCGGAAACGUGUAUGUUGAUUUCAUAAUCUCCGCGGCCGUGGAGUUCCCCGCUGCUCUCCUCAUCCUCUUCACCAUCGAGCGCAUUGGCCGACGGAUUCCAUUCGCCACCGCCAACAUCGUGUCCGGAGCUGCUUGCUUCAUCACGGCUUUCAUUCCCGAGAGUUUGAUGUGGCUUAAAACGGUCGUGGCUUGUAUCGGUCGCCUGGGCAUCACGAUGGCCUUUGAGAUGGUGGUGUUCGUAAACACAGAACUGUAUCCCACCUUUGUCAGGAACCUGGGAGUUUCCGUCUGCUCCACGCUGUGUGAUAUUGGAGGAAUUGUGGCUCCUUUCUUGCUCUACCGGUUGGCUGUCAUUUGGCUGGAGCUCCCUCUGAUUAUCUUUGGGACCCUGGCCUUCAUCGCCGGCGGGCUGGUCCUGCUGCUGCCGGAGACCAAAGGCAAGCCCCUCCCGGAGACGAUCGACGACGUCGAGUACCCAGACAGAAACAAAGAGAGUCAACCCAAAAAUCAGCAGCUAACGAAUCUGUUACCUGGAGAUGUGUCAGCCAACAAAGCCACCGUAUCUGUCUGAAUUCACCCUUCUUGUCACCUCUAAAUAACUGUUAGGUUCCAGACAAUCCACAAAAACUACUUCUAAGUGUUUAGCAGACUGUGAAGCUGAUAUCACUGUGUUUCUGGCUGGUUUGAAAUGCCACUGAUAGAUGUAUUAUUAAAUUAUUGUUAUUAUUAAAAGGAAAAGGAGUUACACCGUAUUUUACACAGAUGACUUAUUCUUGCAGUUAUGAUGGAUUCGCUCCAUUUAUGCUCCUGUGCAUUGUAAAUUUAUAUGUAUGUGUGUCUGUCUUUUCUGUCUGGUGCCAGGGCACUGUUA
Molecule: messenger RNA, 2059 nt
Organism: Chanos chanos (milkfish)
Lineage: Eukaryota; Metazoa; Chordata; Actinopteri; Gonorynchiformes; Chanidae
Gene: slc22a2
Product: solute carrier family 22 member 2
Exons: 11
Coding region: 74-1759 (561 amino acids)
Biological process (GO): transmembrane transport
Cellular component (GO): membrane
Molecular function (GO): transmembrane transporter activity
Source: RefSeq, a predicted model, not a curated record